Molecule: messenger RNA, 2283 nt
Organism: Cephus cinctus (wheat stem sawfly)
Lineage: Eukaryota; Metazoa; Arthropoda; Insecta; Hymenoptera; Cephidae
Gene: Rac1
Product: ras-related protein Rac1
Exons: 3
Coding region: 386-964 (192 amino acids)
Biological process (GO): actin filament organization; small GTPase-mediated signal transduction; establishment or maintenance of cell polarity
Cellular component (GO): cytoplasmic vesicle; cell projection; cytoskeleton
Molecular function (GO): GTP binding; protein kinase binding; GTPase activity
Source: RefSeq, a predicted model, not a curated record
UUUUCCUAUCUCUCACCACUCCACGUCUCCUCGUUGGGGCCUUCCCUCUCUGUUCUCUCCUCUUCCGAGCCACAUACUAUCUGGCUUUCCCUGUCUCUCUUCUAGACUCUCCUUGCUGUCAGUCCUACCCUCUUUCGAUACCCAUCUCUCUCUUCUGGCACUUACCUCACGUUGAGGGUAAAGCCACCAGGAGAAGGAAGGCAGGAUAUUUCAUCUCUGUCACUUGGUAGGCCUCUCACUCAGUCCCUCCUAUAGUCCCCUACUCUCUCGCCUACUCGAGGUCUCUCCGACUCUCUUGCACUUACUCUCUCUCUCUCGAAUCGAAUAGAAUUUCCUUCGCGACUUUCCUUAUUCUCGUGAUCUCCUGGCGACGCUCGAAGCGACGAUGCAGGCGAUUAAGUGCGUUGUGGUUGGCGACGGGGCGGUCGGUAAGACAUGUUUGCUGAUAAGCUACACGACAAAUGCGUUCCCCGGGGAGUAUAUUCCCACUGUAUUCGACAACUACUCAGCAAAUGUUAUGGUGGAUGGAAAACCUAUAAAUCUUGGUCUAUGGGAUACUGCUGGACAGGAGGAUUAUGACAGGCUGAGACCACUGUCCUAUCCGCAGACUGAUGUCUUUCUUAUUUGCUUCUCUUUGGUCAAUCCUGCCAGUUUUGAGAAUGUACGUGCUAAAUGGUAUCCAGAGGUUCGUCAUCACUGCCCUGCCACUCCUAUUAUCCUGGUUGGCACUAAACUGGAUUUACGUGAGGAUAAGGAGACUAUUGAACGACUUAAGGAUAAGAAACUUGCACCCAUCACCUAUCCGCAGGGUUUGGCGAUGGCAAAAGAAAUUGGAGCUGUUAAGUACCUGGAAUGCUCAGCUCUGACGCAGAAGGGACUGAAAACUGUGUUCGACGAAGCGAUACGUGCCGUCCUCUGUCCCGUCCUUCAAGUGAAGCCAAGGCGCAAGUGUUGCCUCCUAUAAUAUUAAUUGUUUACUGCUGCCUAAUUACCCUCGAGCACCCAACCUGCGCCACACCUCCUGUGUCCCGUAUUUCCUGUCGAUUCACUAACGGCGACCCAUCCUGGACCCCCUCGUCCCAUUCUGUACCUGGGUGAUUCUGAUAACUAUCACCCAGCUCCCAGGCCAAACGGUCGGAACGUAGCUGGUACAAAAGCGCACAAGCUGAGCAAACGAUACGGUGGAAGGAUUAGACGAAAAAGAGGACAUUAUGCAGAAAUCAAAGAUUCAAGAAAAAGAGAAGAAAGUCAGUAAACCAAGAAGAUCUUAAGGAUGAUGUUAAAUAAGAGGCUACCACCGUGUCUUGGAGUAUUUCUGUGGACGAGCACGAGUGCAAAAGGUAGGAAGGUCGACGAUGAACUUUGAACUGGGUGAACGAGGCGAGCGGGGUGCGAGAGAAGCCAAAAUGAACCGAUUGUGUACAGUAUACUAGAGUAUAUUAAUAAUAUUAUAAUUAACGAGUAUAUAUGAACGACAACAAAAAUAUUACUAUAUACAUACCAUGCUUUAAGAUAGAUGACUGUCUAAGUUUUAGGUGUAUGUGAUUCCAAUAAUGUGUCGCCAUCAGCGACAUACAAUUAAUGCCGAGUCUUCUCCCCGUUACCCUUGGCUCUGGUUAUGGAUCUUACACAACGUACCGUUGCUUUCAGUCGAGUAGGAACUGUCAUUUGUACGCACAACACGCGACACGUACGUAUCCGCGAGAACUGAUUGAACCCCAUUUAAUAGCAGUGCUCGAUGAAAGAUAAAGAAAAUGAGAAGCAGAUUCCUCAACGGGACAGAUUGACAAUUUAUGUAUGUACCUGGGGGAGGACCUCGGCAUCCUCGCAUGGGAGAGAUCGAGAGAGAGUGAAUCUACUAAAAUGAAUGUGUAUGCAUGAGAGAAUAAUUGUUAACGAGAGAGUGUGAGAGCGAGAGAGAGAAACAUGUACGCCUUUGUGCCUGUUACACGUAUGUGAAUGACUGUCUGGAGAUACAUGCGAGAGAGGGAGAGAGACAGCAGAACCAUAGCAAAUAAUUGUAAAUAAUUGCUGGAGUUCAAAAUUAUUCCUAUUACUAUCACCUACACGUAUAAGCUACUAAUCGAAUCUAAAGCGAACGUUACUUGUUUUUUAUAUAUAUAUAUAAAUAUAUAUAAAACGAGACCGGACGGGGGUGUCUGACGUAAUUGCCACAGGUCGGAACCGUGCAGUAUGCAUGGCGGAAUAAGGCUUCGGUCAGAAUGAAGAAAGGAAGCAUAAAUAUUGUAACUAAAUUUGCUUUAUUAAAUGGGUGUUUACUAA